AUGCGACGUGAGUCCGACUUUAGCCGCAUUCCCAAGCUUCUUCCUUUACUAGGGCUACACAACAGCAGACAAUUGAAGUUCAUGUUGCCGACAGUUCUUCAGGAGUCUUCGACUGGUCAUUCACUGCUGCGUGGUUGGUUUCGCAAAUACCACCGGAUGUCGACUGGUAACUGGAAAGGGAUGCGUCUCUGGCUGCUUGUUCUGGCGAUGCUCGUCGCACUGUUUUGCGUGUUGCGCAUUCCGCCGCAGGUACUUCUCCCCGACUACUGGAAACCGGAGUGGUUUUACGCGCCGUUGAACUUUAGCUACGAGGUGGAGCUCGCGUCCGCCGUGCCGGUGCAGGAGCCGCCAACCGUCAUCCCGAAUAUUGUCCACUUUAUUCAUGGCCUGACGCCAGACUUUGGAAAACGACCUUUUGGGCUCGUCGAAUAUCUGGCGGUCAAGGCCGCGCAUGAGGUGAUCAAGCCGAGAUCGAUUUACCUCCACUACAUGUACAGACCUGAAGGUUAUUGGUUUGAAAGAGCCCUUCCCUACGUAACGCUCUCUCCGAUAACGGAGCUCCAUCCAUUGCCGAAUGUGAGCAUGCAGCACUUUGCGCAUCUAGCCGAUGUGCUACGUUUGCUCAUCCUUAUCCAGCACGGAGGUAUCUAUCUGGAUAUGGAUGUGCUGGUACUACGUGAUUUCACACCACUGCGGACCCAGUACAAGGUGACGCUCGGACGAGAGCAGGUGCGGAAUACCCCAUCGGUGCGCUGGCCAGACCCGGGCGGUGUUGCCAACGCCGUCAUUGUUGCUCCCGUUAAUGCAUCGUUUCUUCAUCGCUGGCUUGCUACCUAUGCCACAUUUCAAGAGAAGGACUGGGCAACCCAUAGCGUCACCAUACCGUACGUGUUGGCUCGUACACACCGUUUCGAUGCGGAGCUUCACGUCGAAGGCCCGCGUUCCUUCUACUAUCCGACCUGGGCGCCAGACGAUCCAGUGCACGGUCUCCCGCGUCUCUACGCGAGGGCACACCGGCGAGGAGCACGCGAGGCGUAUCGUUUCGAUGAAGGAAACUAUGCGGUCCACUUGUGGCGAACCAAAGCUGCCGAGGUGUAUCCCUCACGUGACCUGUUCUCCGUUGCGCAUAUCUGUAAUCACCGAAAUGAUCCAGAGUACGCGUUGUCGACGUUUCAGCGAGUUGCGCGUGCUAUUUACGGCGAGUGCUAG
Molecule: messenger RNA, 1209 nt
Organism: Cyanidioschyzon merolae strain 10D
Lineage: Eukaryota; Rhodophyta; Bangiophyceae; Cyanidiales; Cyanidiaceae
Exons: 1
Coding region: 1-1209 (402 amino acids)
Source: RefSeq, a predicted model, not a curated record